CUUGAAACCUAAAGUCGUGGAACAGAGCACCGUGACAUAUACACUUGGUAAUAGUUUCUUUAAACACUUUCAUUGUUUACUUCUAUAGGCUUUAUUUCUGUACAUGUAAAGUAUCGUUCGAAUUUGAGAUGUCUUAAGCUUGUAAUUAUCAAUCAAAAUUCGUUACUUGAUAGACAAGCUAUAUAGCAAAUUAAAAUGGCAGAAGUUGAAGAAUUUGACUCACAGGGUUGGAAUCAGAUCCACAGAGCAGCUCACGGAGGUUAUAUACUGGAGGUGGACUUCAAUUUGAAUGAAAACAGGGAUUUAUUAGAACUGGAAACAAAAGAUGAUAAGCUGAUGACACCGUUUUUAUGCGCUGUUGACGGGAAUAAAAUGAAAGCAGUGAAAUAUCUACUGGAAAGUGGUGCACGUACGGAUGUGAUAAACGCACAAAAUCACGGAGCUGUGGAAAUAUGUGCAUUAAAGAUAUACAUAGAAAUGCUGAAAUAUCUUAUUGAAAUCGAUAAUCCGAUGAUUCCAGUAUGGAAAAAUUUGAUCCGGUUUUUCGAUUCCGAGAGCGAAGAAGAGGCUGAAGCAGCGGGAAAAUGUCUUCGGGUAUUAACUGAUCGUUUGGAAAAAAGUAAAAUAAAUCCUUCAUGGGAACAGUUUUACAACAACGGCGGUGUAAAUGUAAUUGUUCGUGUUGCUAGAAGUUCGUUAAGUGAUGAAGCAAAAAUUCCAGCAUUUCAGACACUUCUGAAUCUGAUAGAAAGACUAGAAGUGCAAGAGCAAAUUUCGUCAAGUGGCGGGAUUAUCGCAUUUAUAACCCUUCUGAAGUCAACCAAUCACUAUGUUAUACAGUUGUCCGCAGAAAUACUUGAUUCGCUUGCAACAAAUCAAACCUACGCAUUGCAGAUAAGUCAAAACAAUGGUAUUCCGGCUUUAGUUAAAGUUCUUCAAGAUAUCCAUGACUACGAAGUAUUGACCCCAGCAGUGCAUUGUCUUGGUAACCUCGCAGAAUCAGAGACAAAGAUUCAAGCUCAAGUGGGAACGUCGCACGGUUGCAUUCCGCAACUAGUAGUUUUAUUUGAAGAAUUUCAUGAACACAGCUUCUUAGUAACUCUAAGUAACGUUGUAGGAAAAAUUGCAAACAACGACGAAACAAAUCAAAAUAAUUUUAUCAAUGCUGGAAUUGUUCCUCAUAUUAUCUCUCUAUUAAACAUAAGAAGUAGUAAAGAUAUACAAAUGUCUGCAGUGGACACAAUUUACAAACUGUCUAUAGGAAAUGAUUCGACACAGAAGGCUAUGGUUGGGGAAAACAUCCACGAACACAUGCUGAAAAUGUUAAGAGUGACACGCAUUGUUCUUAUCCAAGAAAAGACAGCUCUUGCACUUUGGGCUAUUUCGGGUUCAGACUUCGAUAUAAAGAGAUACAUUGCUGAACAGAUUGGAGCAUUUCUAUUAGUACAAUUCGCAAAUGCUUUAUCUUCAGAUAAACUUCAUUUUAUGGGAUCCGAAUGCUUGUGUAUUUUAGCACAAGGUCCUCUAAACUACCAAACAGAAAUAGCCAAAUCUCACGGAAUACCAGCAUUGCUGAAACUUCUCAGCUCUUCAAAGGUGUACAUUGUAUUAAGUGUUAUACGGACAUUACGAUUUAUUUGUCUUGGUGUGGGAUAUGUGCCAAACCGAAACAAUCAGAAUACGCUGUUACGUUUGGGGGCUAUUAAAAAUCUAAUGGCUUUGAUGGUCCUUUCAGAAGACGAGACCGUACAAAUUGAGGCAGCUAUUGCACUCGCUGCUGUAUCUUUAGGUAACCAGCACGUGCUUGAUGAAAUAAAGAAAUUUCCAGAAUUCACAUAUGUCCGGAUUCUCAAACUUAUGUACUCAUCCGAUCCAAACGUGAGGCUCCUAGCAGGUUUAGCUCUUGCUACAUUUGCAUACAACAACCUGACGGAACAGAAAGAAAUAGCAGAACAAGGAGGUGUUAGGUUCAAUAGUUUCCGACCAUUCCUCCAUUCAGAGACAGAAUUAUUCCGGUGUUUAGGUGCAUUUCAGGUUGUAGUUUUAGCAAGAAUCAUACCGGACACUGAACAGGCUUUAUCAUCUGCUGCUGGAAUCAAAUUAUUAAUAGAUCUCGUUCAAGAUUCAACAGACAACGAGAUUCUAGCGCUAUCUUGCGAUUGCAUUGCCAGACUUUCUCAUACAAGAGCAGGAAUUCCGUCUGCAUUCCUCUCCAUUGACACAGUAGACCAUCUUUGCCACUUACUUCUGAAAAAUGUUGAACAGGUCCGAGGAUGUGCAGCCAUUGCACUUGGUUAUUUGUCAUUUAAUCAUACUGGUGAACGACAAAUACUCAACAGAUGUAGAGCAAAUCCAUAUAUGAUGAAAAUUCUCCUCCACUAUACACAAAGAAGUAAAAUAAGUCCAGCAAUGUUGGAAGGUUGGAGACAUUACAGAAAAGUUGGUCUGCCUCCUAUUGAUGAAGAUCAACAAAAUCUGAUUGGUUAUAACCCACCAGGAAAUGGACCAAUCACACCUAGCGAUGAAACUAAUUAUUCCAGCAAUACCAGUCCAGUUACACAAUAUCUGGCAGGGAAAGAGAGCCGCCUGACCAACAGAACCUCUAGGUCUGGCUCCAAACAACAUGAAGAAGGAACUAUAACAGGGACCCUGCACACUGAAGCAUCCUUUAAGUCCAGUAACCUCUCAUUGGAUUUAGUGGAUUCACUUAGAUCAACUUCUGCAGAUACAAAAUCUUAAGUCCAGUAACCUCUCAU
Messenger RNA from Mytilus trossulus (common blue mussel), 2756 nucleotides. RefSeq names its product ankyrin and armadillo repeat-containing protein-like. The transcript has 7 exons. Gene Ontology annotation, molecular function: protein binding. The record is from RefSeq and is a predicted model, not a curated record. NCBI's taxonomy places the organism in Eukaryota, Metazoa, Mollusca, Bivalvia, Mytilida, Mytilidae. The coding region runs from base 196 to 2739 and encodes 847 amino acids.